AUGGUGUUUGAGGACAUCCAGUACGAUGAUAUCCUGUUCGAGGCGGCUGUGGGCAGAGGAACCUUCGGUGUGGUCUUCAAGGCUGUUUGGAGAGGAAAAGAUGUGGCCAUCAAAACCAUCGAGAGCGACGCAGAGAGAAACGCCUUCCUGGUGGAGCUCCGGCAGCUUUCCCGGGUCAGUCAUCCCAACAUUGUGAAACUGUACGGCUCCUGUGACGACCCGGUUUGUCUGGUGAUGGAGUACGCAGAAUGUGGCUCUUUAUACAACCUCCUGCACAGCGCCGACCCGCUGCCUCACUACACGGCCGCCCACGCCAUGAGCUGGUGCCUGCAGUGCGCGGACGGCGUCGCCUACCUGCACAACAUGAAGCCCAAAGCGCUGAUCCACAGAGACCUCAAACCGCCAAAUCUGCUUCUCGUUGCCCGGGGAACGGUGCUGAAGAUCUGUGACUUCGGGACGGCGUGCGACAUCCAGACCUACAUGACCAACAACAAGGGCAGCGCCGCCUGGAUGGCUCCCGAGGUGUUUGAAGGGAGUAACUACAGCGAGAAGUGUGACGUGUUCAGCUGGAGCAUCAUCCUGUGGGAGGUCAUCACCCGCCGGAAGCCCUUCGAGGAGAUCGGCGGAUCGGCGUUCUGCAUCAUGUGGGCGGUGCACAGAGGAACUCGUCCUCCUCUGAUCAAGGAUCUCCCUGAACCCAUCGAGACGCUAAUGACCCGCUGCUGGGACAAAGAGCCUAGUCAAAGGCCGUCUAUGAGCGAGGUCCGGGACACCAUGAGCAGCUUGAUGAAGUACUUCCCAGGUUCUGAUGAACCCCUCAAUCUUCCUCACCAGUCUUCGUCAUCCAACAGAAGUGGCUCCUCAUCCGCAACGAGCACAGGCUCGUGUGCUGAUGGAACGAUUCACAGCAAUCGCAGCGACGACGCCAAACACAGUUCUGCAUCUGGCGGCGAAGAAACGCUGCAGAACACUGAGAACAGAAUCCCGCUGCAGGCCAGAACUCCAAAGGCUCGGUGGGCCGCUGUCUCCAGAACCUCCAGCUUGGAGAGUCAAAGCUCCGCCCACUUCAGCAGCUCUGUCAGCACCUGCAGCCAAUCAGAGCUGAGGAUGACCAUUAGCCCGACAGGUACUGAGGGAUCAGAAAGCCCGGUUCCCUCCGUCUACCUGAAAUUGGACCAUCAGUUACAGCCUUUGGCUCCUUGUCCAAACUCCCACGAGUCCAUGAUGGUGUUUGAGCAGCACAUACGAAUGGCUCAGGAAUAUCUGAGAGUCCAAUCCGAGAUUGCACACCUUCUGAACAGGAAAGAGGAGCUAAUGGCGGAGCUGGAGCAGGAGCAGAAGGAGCAGCAGACCUCUUCACGCCUCAUACAGGAACACAACAAGCUGCUGGAGGACAACAGCAGCCUGUCAGCCGUCUGCCAGGACCUGAGGAGCAGGCUGACUCUGAUCCAGAGUCAGAACCAGCCCUACAGCUGAGACCCAGCAUGUUCCUGCCUCUGAUUCUGCUCAGAUGUAACGUAUUGGGUCCAGACCUGCAUCACCCUGGACCUGUUUCUUCAGCAGCUCACCAGCAGUCUGUAGUGGAGCCGGUCCAGAGCGAAACUGAUCCUGAGGUGAACAGAUGAACUUCACAGUUGGGUCUGAAGGAACUGAUCAUCCUCAGAUCAGCUAAAGAACUACAGAACUAAAAGCUGGAGAAAUGUCAGCACUGGUUUUACUAAAGUUCCCCCACUGAACUUCUUAAAUUAUCUACUUUUUGUAUUUUUAUACUUUUUUUUUACCCAUUCAAGCUGACUGCAAUAGAGAAAAAAAACUUUCCUUUACAAA
Molecule: messenger RNA, 1827 nt
Organism: Poecilia reticulata (guppy)
Lineage: Eukaryota; Metazoa; Chordata; Actinopteri; Cyprinodontiformes; Poeciliidae
Source: RefSeq, a predicted model, not a curated record